CUCCUCCUCCUCCUGCUCCUGCAGCACCGCUGGCUGGGCUGGGACGGGACACUUCCAGCGCACCGAACAUUUACCUGCCUCCCACCGCCGCUGCGUACAGACCGCCUGCACACCUUCAUCGGCGUGGAGGAUGCGGACGCCAGGGAUGUUGGUGACGGCAUGAGGAGGCAGCGGCUGCGGGCGGUCAGCCUGGUGUGGAGUUGAAGAGGUUGCGGCGGGAUCGCGCAGCGACGGAGGGGUUUCCCUCAGAUCUCAUCCGGCCAUCUGGAGAUGAGUGCGGGGGACAGAAUGCGCCUGCAGGAUGCCACCUGCUCUCUGCGCUCUCCCUGAUCCUGUUGGGGCGACUCGGAGGAUCGCCCUCAGCACCCGGACACCUGCCUGACCCGUCACACCCAGCAACCAAUGAGCUGACUCCUGAGGAACCGGAGACACCCGUUCUGACCCACGUUCACGUUUGGCUGCGCGUUUUGAACGUUGGCAGGCGUCGCUGUGGGCCGAGCUAAAAACAAAGCAGGCCUCAGAGUCUUUCUGAAUCCGUCGUGUUCGGAGCGGCCCGCUGUGGAGCAGCGCGCCUCCAGAUGCCGCCAUGCCCAUCAUCAGCAACACCAACCAUGACUUCAGCAAUCUGUCGGUCAGCGACGACAGCAGUCUGGACCGGAUCUUCACCGAGAUUCCAGAGACCGAGACCAUCAAGGGCGUGUACUACCAGAGAGCGCAGUUCAUCCGCAGGCCAGAGGACCUGGUGUCCGUUGACCACGCCUCGUUGGCCGUGAUAAACGUGGGGGGGAACCGUUACACGUUCCCCUGGACCACGCUGGAGCAGUUCCCCCUCACCAGGCUGGGCCGCCUCUGCGGCUGCCGCUCGCUGGAGGACAUCGCCAGCGUGUGCGACGACUACGACGAAGCCAGGAAGGAGUUCUUCUUCGACCGCUCCCCGUCCGCCUUCAAGGUCAUCCUUAACUUCCUGGCGGCGGGAAAACUGCGGCUCCUGCGGGAGAUGUGCGUCCUCUCCCUGCACGACGAGCUGAACUACUGGGGGGUGGAGAUGGCGUACAUGGAGCGCUGCUGCAAGAGGAAGAUGUACACGCGCAUCGAGGAGGUGAACGAGAAGGAGCGGCGGGAGGAGGAGCGGCGGCAGAGGAACGCCAUGCAGCGAGUGCCGGUGGAGGAGACCAGGUACAGAAAGGUGAUGAACUGGCUGAGGGACACGGUGGAGAACCCUGAGUCGGGCCUGCCUGGGAAGAUCUUCGCCUGCCUGUCGGUGAUCAUGGUGGCGGUGACUGUGGUCAGCCUGUGCAUCAGCACCAUGCCGGACCUCAGAGAGGAGGAGGACCGGGGCGAGUGUUCCUCCAAAUGCCACAACAUGUUCAUCAUAGAGACGGUGUGUGUGGCCUGGUUCUCCCUGGAGUUCAUCCUGCGCUUCAUCCAGGCGCCCAGCAAGCUCGGCUUCCUCCGCGGGCCGCUCAAUAUCAUCGACGCCAUGGCCAUCCUGCCCUACUACGUGUCGCUGGUGGUGACGGAGGAGGACCAGAGCUCUGAGCACGAGCGGCCCGGUGGCGGUAAGGGCUAUUUGGACAAACUGGGUCUGGUGCUGAGGAUCCUGCGGGCGUUGAGGAUUUUGUACGUGAUGCGGCUGGCUCGCCACUCCCUCGGCCUGCAGGUGCUGGGGCUGACGGUGCGCCGCAGCACCCGGGAGUUUGGCCUCCUCCUCCUUUUCCUCUGCGUGGCGGUCACCCUGUUCUCCCCUCUGGUCCACCUUGCUGAAAGCGAGCUCACCGGCACCCACGACUUCAGCAGCAUCCCCGCCUCCUACUGGUGGGCCAUCAUCUCCAUGACCACCGUCGGCUACGGCGACAUGGUGCCCAGGUCCAUUCCGGGGCAGGUGGUGGCGCUGAGCAGCAUCCUCAGCGGCAUCCUCAUCAUGGCUUUCCCCGCCACCUCCAUCUUCCACAUGUUCUCCCGCUCCUACCAGGAGCUGAAGAUGGAGCACGACCGUUUGUUCAAGGAGGAGUGUGAAGCCGCGGCGGCGGCGGCGGCGGCUGCCACGGGCGGCGUGCAGGAGGUGGGCGGUGAGGACGGGGAGGAGGAGUCGCCUCCGUCUGAACACCAUGAUAAAAACGAGGGUCUGUCGGUGGAGUCUCUGGCUCUGCUGGGGAAAGUUAACGAGGCGGCAGGAGCUAACAACCACAGUCUUCCUGCAGCAGCUUUCUAAGAGGCACGCUGGGUGCUGAACCUUUAUUAAAACACGUUCACUGAUCUUUGUGCCGCUUAAAACACAAGAAAUACCAAGGGACUAAUACCCCAAAAGCCUAACUGCCCAUUACUGGCAUCUGCAUUAUUUUGGAUACAAAUAAUUGUUGUUUUUUUUUGCUUUUUAUUGCAUUGACUAGUGUGUGAAGACAAACUGGAGGACUGACAACCCUUUAAACUGGUUCUGUGUGUCUGACCAGAAGGCCUCUGCAGCAAUAUUAGAAACAGGCUGCUUCCAUAAACUCGCAAUAGUAAAUCCAAAGUUGCUUUUCCUUCCACUGUGAAAAUACUUAAGACUGACUGCAACGUCUGUUGAUACUUCAUUUCUAUUUAAUAUAUUGCCUCAAGUAUGAUCUAAAACUGUUUCAUACUCAACCUUUCUGCCAUGAAUGCAAAUAAAUGCACUUCCUAGUUUUAAAUAUGAGAAGCUUCAAGCCAUGUUCCGCGAAGAAAUAAUAAAUGCAUUCUGACCCAUA
Messenger RNA from Fundulus heteroclitus (mummichog), 2726 nucleotides. RefSeq names its product potassium voltage-gated channel, subfamily G, member 4a (gene kcng4a). Gene Ontology annotation, molecular function: delayed rectifier potassium channel activity; protein binding. Lineage: Eukaryota; Metazoa; Chordata; Actinopteri; Cyprinodontiformes; Fundulidae. The record is from RefSeq and is a predicted model, not a curated record. The transcript has 4 exons. Gene Ontology annotation, cellular component: membrane; voltage-gated potassium channel complex. The coding region runs from base 587 to 2212 and encodes 541 amino acids. Gene Ontology annotation, biological process: potassium ion transmembrane transport; protein homooligomerization.